AUGCUCCUCAAGUUGGAUGAUGCACCCGACUCACAGAUACCACAGCUGCCUCAACAAUACAUCAGUCUAUCCGAAGCUGAUCACGCUAUUCAACAAGCCAUUGUCGCUCAACUGGACAAUGCCCCGCUUCGUCUAAUCAACACGUCUACUGGACGGUUAUGCGACAGAGGCGCACAGAUCAACGCCUUCAUGAGAAGCAUGGAGUACAAGGAGUUGUCAUCAUCAAUGACGCAUCUAUCCGUCCAAACGGAGCCUAUCAGAGAAGUGAUCACAAAGUACUUCAGCUGGGUCAUGUUAUCACAUACAUGGAACAACGAAGAGCCGCUGCUGCGCGACGUCCAGGACAACGACGUGUACACGUUGAAUCCAAUUGGUGUGGUGAAAUUGCAGAAGUUCUGCAAACUUGCUCACGAUCUGGGGUACCGCUGGGCAUGGGUCGACACAUGCUGCAUCGACCAAAGCAACAAUGUUGAGCUCCAACAAUCAGUCAACUCCAUGUUCGUUUGGUAUCGUCGCUCUGCACUCACAGUCGUCUAUCUAUCGGAUGUUCUGUCUUCGUCACAGCCUGGCGCGCUCGCACGCAGCCUUUGGAACGUGCGAGGAUGGACUAUUCAGGAGCUCCUCGCUCCUAAGAUUCUUCUAUUUUACCAAGCAGACUGGACCCCAUAUCUCAACAUCCGAUCAUCUAAUCACAAGGGCUCUGUUACUAUCAUGCAGGAGUUGGAAGAUUCAACUGGCAUAAAUGCACAGGCACUCGUCGCCUUCUACCCGGGGAUGAGAGAUGCCCGCGAGAAACUCCAAUGGGCGUCGUGCCGUGUCACCACGUUGCAGGAAGACAUCGCAUACUCAUUGUUUGGCAUCUUUGGCGUCCACCUCCCAGUAAUCUAUGGUGAGAAGAAACAAAAUGCGCUGGGACGACUCUUGCAGGAGAUCAUAGCUCGGUCAGGCGACAUUUCUGCUCUUGACUGGAUUGGACAAUCAUCCGAGUUCAAUAGCUGUCUCCCGGCUGACAUUACAUCGUACACAGCUCCGUCAUGCACCCUACCAUCUCUAUCUGAAGACGAUAUCCAAAAAUCGGUCUCCACGCUACGAGAUGUCGUAGCUAUGGAGUGGGUUUCGAAACUGUAUACCCUCCUUGAUAACCUCAGCGCUCCUCGUUUCGCAAACUCCAGACUGCAAUUGCCAUGCAUCACGUUUCCCGUCACAGAGAUCAGACGGAAUAAUGAUGCCGGAUUUUUCACUUAUAAUGUCAAGGCAGACGGUCUUCAAGACUUGCUGAUCACCACAGAGGACAGACUGGUUCAGUUCUCACCCACAAGGCGUACUAGACAGUCGUUCUUACUCAUCCGUCCAUGGAAUCGUUAUGAUCUCGAGCUGCCUGACUUUGAUGAUCUCAACUUUGAUGAUCUCGAGGCAUUAGGGUCCGAGUCUGGGUCUUCAUCAGAACCUGAUAUGCGAGACCUGAGGUUGAUCGUUCGCCUUGGGCAGCCUUUUGGUGCACUUCUCCUGGUGCAGCAGUGGGGGGGAGAAUUCAAGAGAAUCGCAUCGGAUAACAAUAUCAUCGCACAAGUGAAGGAUGCCACUUCUGUUGAUAGUAUGAUGGACGUCAGAACACUAGAGAUAUUGUAG
This is a messenger RNA of Suillus plorans, 1629 nucleotides long. RefSeq names its product heterokaryon incompatibility protein-domain-containing protein. Bases 1 to 1629 code for a protein of 542 amino acids. The transcript is spliced from 2 exons. The record is from RefSeq and is a predicted model, not a curated record. NCBI's taxonomy places the organism in Eukaryota, Fungi, Basidiomycota, Agaricomycetes, Boletales, Suillaceae.